Molecule: messenger RNA, 3805 nt
Organism: Suncus etruscus (white-toothed pygmy shrew)
Lineage: Eukaryota; Metazoa; Chordata; Mammalia; Eulipotyphla; Soricidae
Gene: LRGUK
Product: leucine rich repeats and guanylate kinase domain containing
Exons: 17
Coding region: 107-3805 (1232 amino acids)
Cellular component (GO): cytosol
Molecular function (GO): protein binding; GMP kinase activity
Source: RefSeq, a predicted model, not a curated record
CAAGCUGUCCAUUCUCCAGGGACGCGUCUCUGGUUCCCGAAUAACUGUUCACUCGAAACAGUGGCACCAAGAAAGAGGGAGUCUGUCUUCCUGGCCCGCUUUUCCCAUGAGGCCGAGAUUGAAAAGUGAUUUCCACGUAACCUCCUCCUACCUGCUCCACCAAAUCGUGCAACGCUGCCAGGAUUUAGAAGCGGAGGAAGAGUCCAAGGAGGAGGAGGAGGUCGAGGGUGAGGAUCAUUUGGAAUCCGAGGAGUCCUCCGAGUCCGAAAUGCAGGAAUUGGAGGAAGAGUUUGAUGGGGUCCUAAGAGAGGAGGCCAUAGCCAAUGCACUUCACCAGUUGGGCCGCUCUGGCUCUGGCACUGAGCAGGUUUACCUUAAUUUAACAUUAUUGGAUUGUGAUUUAAUUGAUGUGAGCAUUCUCUCUGGAUAUGUUCACCUACAAAAGUUGGACCUUUCAGUCAACAAAAUUAAAGAUUUGUCUUGUGUGAGCUUUAUGCCCUACCUUCUGGAACUCAAUGCUUCUCGAAAUAAACUGACCACAUUCUUCAAUUUUUACCCACCCAAAAACCUUCAGAAGGUGGAUUUUUCCUUCAACCAAAUUUCGGCCAUGUCUGAUCUAUCAGCAUACCAGGCACUCACGAAACUAAUUUUGGACAGCAAUGAAAUAGAAGAAAUCGUUGGCUUACAGAAUUGCAACAGUCUAACUCAUCUCAGUUUGUCCAAAAACAAGAUCACAACCAUUAGUGGCUUAGAUGCAUUACCAAUCAGAACUCUUUAUCUGAGCUGUAACAAAAUCGAGAAGAUCACAGGUUUGGAUGAACUGAGAACCCUGCAGAUUUUGGACCUGUCCCAUAAUCAGAUCAGUAGUCUCCAGGGCUUAGAGAAUCAUGAAUUCCUGGAAAUGAUCAACCUGGAAGAUAAUAAGAUUGCUGAACUAGGUGAAAUAGAAUACAUAGAACACUUACCUCUGCUUCGAGUUCUCAAUUUUUUGAAAAACCCAAUUCAGGAGAAGACUGAUUAUUGGUUCUUCAUAAUUUUUAUGCUGCCACGAUUAAUAGAAUUAGAUCAGAAGAAGAUUAAUGUGGAAGAUAAGGUGGCAGCUGUGAAUAAAUAUGACCCUCCCCCAGAACUGGUAGCAGCUCAAGAUCACCUUACUCACGUUGCUAACAGUGUGAUGCAGCCCCAGAGGAUCUUUGACAGCACACUGCCCAGCCUGGAUGCCCCUUAUCCCAUGUUGAUUUUAGUUGGCCCAGCAGCUUGUGGGAAGCGAGAACUCGCCCACCGCCUCUGCAGACAGUAUAGCAGAUACUUCAGAUAUGGGGCCUGCCAUACCACAAGGCCACCUUACUUUGGAGAAGGAGAUCGAGUUGAUUAUCAUUUUGUCUCUCAAGAAGAUUUUGAUGAAAUGCGGAACAUGGGGAAAUUCAUUCUAACAUUUAAUUAUGGGAAUCACAAUUAUGGAUUAAAUAGGGACACCGUAGAAGGCAUCGCAAGAGAUGGUUUAGCAAGCUGCAUCCAUAUGGAAAUAGAGGGUGUAAGAAGUUUGAAAUGCUCUUAUUUUGAACCUCGUUAUAUUCUGGUGGUGCCCAUGAACAAGACAAAAUAUGAGGGGUACUUGAGGAGAAAGGGAUUAUUCAGUCGUAUAGAAAUUGAAUUUGCUGUCUCCAGAGUGGACCUUUAUAUUCAAAUUAAUCAGACGUUACCAGGAUAUUUUGAUGCUGUGAUCAAUGCAGAUGAUCUGGACAUCGCCUACCAAAACCUGAGUCAGCUGAUUAGAGAGUACCUGGGGUUAUCUGACCACUCUGCUAUGACCCUGGCUCCACCAGCAGGGGUACCCUCUAACAAGAAGACUCCUUCUGGGGUGCCAGCACACUUGGUGCCUUCCCCAAGACGCUUGGCGAGGCUACAAGCUGAUGGACCACCCCCAGACCAGCUCCCUGGGACGCAGCUGGAGGUCCAGAUCCCAACUUCUUUGCAGGACCAGGAGGGAGCAGCACCCAACAGCCCUAAGGAAACUGAGUCCCCACCACAGCCCAGCACCUCUGCACCUGGUGCUCCUCAGCUCACCCAAGACUUAGCUAACCAACCGCCAUCAGAUCUUCCUGCAAACGAAGCUGGGCAGUUGUCCAAACAGCUGGGUCCUCCCCGAGUCCAAAGCCCACAGCCCAACCAGGAUGAGGAAUCUGGGGAGACCACAGGACCCCCUGCUGCUCCAGCAGGCAUCAACCCCCAAGAAAGCCAGGAUGAGGAAGCCAAGUCAACCAAUCUGCCACCCCCCAACUCCCAGGAUGGUCCCCCAUCUCUGGAAGACUCCCAGCAACCUGUAGGGGAGGAGACCCCCAAACAAGGAGCUGUCCGGGCCGGCACUCCCUACCCAGAUCUGCCACAUUCUCAAGAUGCUACAAAUACACAUCGGCCCCCAGGCAAGGGUGAGGUGGCAGCUCCGAUCUCCACAAGCCGACUAGCACCCACCAGGCUGCCCCAACCCCGGGUUCUUGCCCCCCUCCAGAGCCCAAGGCCCACUCCCAAGCUCCUCUCACCCAGCCGUCCAGAUGACACUUUAGGGACAUCCUCUGACCAGACCCUAACUCCCUCCCCCAGGCCUCUGCUGGCUCCUGAGGGAGACCCCAGUAAAUUGCCUCCGAUCACUUCUCCACACUCCCGACCACUCCCCAAUCGGAGCCCCCAUCCGGGCCCCAGUCCUCAUCAGCUCCAGGAGGAGCCGGCCAGGGAGGUGAAACUCCCUCUCAUCAGCCCCCCUGGCCCGGAGCAGGCCCCCAAUCCACCCCCUGAGGAGGGUCCCCGGGGGGUGAAGCUGCCUCGACUCCCCACGCCCUACACAGAACAGCCCGGGCCCCGCAGCUCACAGACCCGUCCUGUCAAGGAAAGGCAGGCCCCUAAAGCAGGCCAGUCCUCCAGCAGGAGAAUCCCCGAUGUGCAUGCUUCACCCCAAAGCCAAGAGCCCAGGAAGCUGGCAGGAGCUAGAAAAAAAAAACUCCCCCUGCAGCAAGAGAUGGCUAAAGUAUCACCCGGAAACACCCCAAGAAGCCGACAAGCAGCAGCAGCCUGGCCACCAGUGUCCCAAAGCAAGCAGACACGCUCAAGGGGGUCUGAGCACCCUCACCCCAGCCCUUCCGGGAACCCUCAAAGAAACCACAGCAGAAAAGCCCGAAGCCUCAAAAUCCCGGCGCCCACCCAAGAUGAACCAUUGUCUCAAAAUACCCAGGUCCAGGAAGACAAAAGAGAAAUGGGACGUUCUCCCAGGAAAGGCGGUCAAACCCCGAUGGCACCACACCGCCCAGUUCAGAGGGCAGCUGCAUCCAAAAAAGGGGCAUCUUUGAAAAGUGAGCAGCCUGGGGGUAUGAUUCAGAGGAAGAAAGCCACACCAGGGAGCCACCCCUCGUCUGUGAGGCCUCCCCAGAGUGGAAAGGCCUCUGCGGAGGCUAGGCCCAAGGGUUCUGCCCCUGAGGAGCCUGUCAAGAAAAAGGAAAAAGGAGCAGAUCUUCCCCGCAAGGGGAGAUCUCAGAAGAGAGAAACUGUUUCAGAACCGCCAGAGCCAGGUGGGGAGCCCCCCAUGCAGCCUCUUGACAGAGACAAGCCACAAGCCCCUCAGGACUCCAAAGAGGACUCGCUUCCCCGCGACAGUACUUCUGUGCAGCCAGCCAAAGAGAAGCGUCCCGGCAAACAGUCAGAAGCCCCACAGGACCCAAGCCCCACUACCCCCCAGAACCAGGGGCCUGUUGAGGAGCAGAGCAAGCGGAAAGGAAGGGUUCGAGCCAGAGGCAGUCAGAGUACCAAGAUUUAG